AUGCUUAAAAAGCUCUUCACUGUUGGGAUUAAGGUAUAUUAAAUAACUCUAGUGAUAUUGAUUUUUAUAAAGAAAAAAGUAAAUAACAAGAUAUGAUAUUUUAAGUUUGUCUGCUAGAAAAAUUGGGAAGAAAUUAAGAAGCUAUUGCUUGUCGAAUGUAAGGAAUCUAAAAUAAUAAAAAUAAUCCAGUGUUUUAUGAGAUGCUUGGUACUUUACUUAAUAGAUUAAAUAGCUAAAUAUUAUCAAAAAUAAAAUCGAAUUCUUGAAUCCAUAAAAUUUCUUGAUUAAGGGAUAAAAAUUGAUAAUUGUUCUGAUAAUUUUUAAUUAUUGAUCAUGAAAUGUUUUUAUUUAUAAAAUAAUUUAGGCAAAUCCUUAUUUGAGUUGAAAUAAUUUAGAGAAGCAUUAAAAUAUAAUCGUCUUUCGGAGAGUUAUGGUUUCUUGAGAAGAAAGUUCAAAAAUAGUUUAUGA
Molecule: messenger RNA, 468 nt
Organism: Paramecium sonneborni
Lineage: Eukaryota; Ciliophora; Oligohymenophorea; Peniculida; Parameciidae
Source: the annotation of a GenBank genome assembly